Cimex lectularius (bed bug) is the source of this 2340-nucleotide messenger RNA. It is a transcript of the gene PIG-Z, whose product is annotated as GPI mannosyltransferase 4. NCBI's taxonomy places the organism in Eukaryota, Metazoa, Arthropoda, Insecta, Hemiptera, Cimicidae. The record is from RefSeq and is a predicted model, not a curated record. Gene Ontology annotation, cellular component: endoplasmic reticulum membrane. The transcript is spliced from 7 exons. Gene Ontology annotation, molecular function: alpha-1,2-mannosyltransferase activity. Bases 210 to 2240 code for a protein of 676 amino acids. Gene Ontology annotation, biological process: GPI anchor biosynthetic process.
GUUGUGAAAUGUGAAUUGUUAUCUCUCAAGACAAUAUCAACGACUGUCGAGUACCAAGCCCUUGGAAUAGAAUAUUUAUGAUAAUGUCUUUUGUUUUAACAGAAGUAUUUUAUUUAUUGAUUGUUUUGACAAAAUAUAGAGAUAAUUGAAAAAAAAUUGAAAAAAUGCACUGACGGCAAUGAUUUCUGGCCGAGAAACUGUGAAAAACAAUGGAGAAAAACGCUCAAAAUGGGAACGAUCAAGAAAAUGAAAAAGAAAAGGAAAAAAAAUUGGUCAACUUGAGCCUGAUUCCUUACUGGUUCCUAGCGGUUUUGAGAUUCGGGCUAUGCUUGACUCCGCAGACCGGUUACAUCCACCCAGAUGAAUACUUCCAAUCACUCGAAGUCCUCAACGGAGAUAUUUUCAGCGUGACGUCCAACAGACCUUGGGAAUUCAACUCGACAUUUCCAAUCAGAAGUAUAACGCUGCAUUACGUCCUUGCAGGAAUUCCGCUUAUAUUCUUCAAAAACAUUUCACCUUUCAUAUCGCUCUGGUUCGAUGUGAAUCCAAUCAACCCUUAUAGCCUUAUCGCCAUUCCUAGAUUCACUUAUUGUUUGUUCUCAUUCACAACUGAUAUCUGCAUGUAUAAGAUUUGCUAUUUAUACGGUCAGAAUUAUAGAACGAGGCUGCUAACAUUGGCCAGUUCUUAUGUCAUGCUUGUCUACGCCACUAGGAGCUUUUCAAACACUAUCGAAAUGGCGCUCAUGUCUUUGCUGGUGUACCUCGUUGCUGACAGUAUGGCAAACAGUGAUCAGAUUAUAUAUCAAGAUGAAUACCUGAGAGAGUGCUACAAUCAUUCAAAUAAUAUUAAAGACAGAGUGAGAUUUCACAGGAUGAGGUUGGCGCUUCCAUGGCACACUCUUUCAAACGUAUUCUUCAUCGCUACAUUGACGACUGUUGGCGUGUUCAACAGGCCGACUUUUGUCGUAUUUGCAUUUCCGCCCGUUUUCUUUUGGCUCCUUCGUGGGAUGGGGUCCAAGUUUAUAGGAAUGACUGAUUUUAACAUGAGAGUCUUAGCACUAAUGAUAUGUGCCUUGCCAUCGUUUUUUGUCAUGGUUAUUCUUGAUUCUAUGUAUUUUGGCUAUUUAACGCUUGAUGAGAUUGUUCAUUGGAAAGUCAACAUUUGGAGGGACUUUGUCUUGACCCCCUACAACUUUAUAAAGUACAACAUGAACAGUGACAAUCUCGCACAACAUGGAAUCCAUCCAAGGAUUACGCACAUUCUAGUCAAUAUUCCACUCCUUUACAAUAUUCUAGGAUUAGCAGGAAUUUAUAGCUUUCUUCAUUUAAUCUAUAGAGGAGCCAUGAAGAGAUGGAGCUCUCUUCCAAGAGUUCAAAGCAUAAUAGGAUUAAUGACGACUUCAUUUGUUGUACCAGUAGUAAUUCUUUCAAUAUUUCCGCAUCAAGAGCCUAGGUUCUUAAUUGGCUGCACGUUGCCAAUCGUUUUUCUUUAUUCACAGAAGAUACGGAAUGUUACGGAGCAUCAAGUAAUAACAAAACAAGAAAACGGUUAUACAGCAUUUAUGAAGAAGGACAUCAAACUUGACAUCAAGGAUUAUAUACUUGCACUUUGGUACAUAAUAAAUAUUGUCUUGACAUUGUUUUUCGGUUAUAUUCAUCAAGCAGGUAUUAGCCCGUUGAUAAACCAUCUAUACAAGGAAUUAGAAGCGAAGCCGAGACUGACACACAUGCACGUAAUUACAUCCCACAUUUACCCCCUUCCGGUUUCAUUCCUACAAAUGAGGUUUGGAAAAUCUGCUCAAUACUACACGAAAACCGGAUCCAGGUAUCAGAGGUCGAAAGACUUUUUCACAUAUGAACUCGGCUCAAGUAUAUCCAUGGACGUAGUCGUGGAAAAUAUUAAGGCGAUCCUGAAUAGAUCGGAAAACCUCUGGAACGAGAAGCGCCUCAAGUAUCGGAUUUAUUAUGUAGCACCUUCGAGCUUGAUGAAUGACUUCCAAGCAGCCGCUUUCAACCAAAAUUUGACACAAUUGGUCGACACCAUGUUUUACCCUCACCUGUCGGUGGAGGCGUUGCCAAAAUUCGAAGUCUAUUCGGUCCAGAAGUGUAACGAUCAUGGAAACGAGCAAACAUGCCAUCUUGAGGAUAAUCUAAAAUUUUCACUGGAAUUGCCUCUAAAAUAUCUUUCUAGUCUUGCACAUCAGUUUAGUCUCACUGUUUACAAAAUUAAGAAUGUGUGAAAACUAUCCUACACUGCUGUGCUUUAACCAUUCCUUUUUGUAUAAAAAAACAUUUUGUACACAAGUUUAUCACGGCUUUAUAUAAAUAAAUUUAUUUAUA